GGAGUAGAAAAUUAGGAUACACCAACACACCCUUCACUGAAAAAAUCGAACAAUGUGAUUUAAAAAAGAAAAGGGGUUUGUCUCCUUCCCAGGAUCAAUUCACGGAGAGGAAGAGAAGGAAUUGGGCAUCUCACCGCCACCCAAUUAAGUGGCCUCGCAAAGUUCUCCACAAGUUUUGUCAGCAGAGAAUUAUAUAAAAUUCAAAAUCUGUCACUUGGGCCCUUUGGUUUUUGUCUUCGGAGCAUAAAACUUCCCAAAAAUUUGACUUUAAUCGCACCCCUCAUCCGCCGGUUCUCAUUUCCUCAAGUCUUGUAACGAUGAGGGGCAUGGGAAGCCAGAGAGUUCCGCUGAUUGAUCGUGGGGGAGGGCGAAAGGGCCUUGGCACAUCAGAAGAUCGUCAGUUAACUGACCUGGAACAUGGGGAUGCUGUACCGCCUGCAAAUGUGGGAUUUGGCAGAGUACUUUCACUUGCAAAGCCUGAAGCGGGGAAAUUGAUAAUUGCUACCAUUGCUCUUCUGAUUGCUUCCACGUCAAGUUUAUUGAUACCAAAAUUUGGGGGAAAGAUCAUUGACAUUGUAUCUGGAGAUAUUGACACACCUGAACAGAAAAGCAAAGCUCUAAAGGAAGUCACAAACACCAUUGUAUACAUCACAUCGAUCGUCUUAGUUGGUUCGGUGUGCUCAGCUAUUCGAGCUUGGUUAUUUUCUUCUGCUAGUGAGAGGGUUGUUGCUCGCUUAAGGAAGAAUCUGUUCACUCAUCUUCUUAAUCAGGAAAUAGCCUUCUUUGACAUUACUCGAACAGGAGAACUUCUUAGUAGGCUAUCUGAGGAUACCCAAAUCAUUAAGAGUGCCGCAACUACCAAUCUUUCUGAGGCCCUAAGAAAUCUAUCAACUGCAUUAAUCGGGCUGACCUUCAUGUUUUCAACUUCUUGGAAGUUGACAUUAUUGGCUUUGGUUGUUGUUCCUGUCAUUUCUGUGGCUGUUCGUAAAUUUGGUCGCUAUCUUCGUGAGCUUUCUCACAAGACACAAGCAGCUGCUGCUGUCUGUGCUUCAAUUGCUGAGGAAUCUUUUGGUGCCAUACGCACUGUCAGAUCUUUUGCUCAAGAAUCGUACGAGAUAUCCCGGUACUCUCAGAAAGUCGAGGAGACAUUGGAACUUGGACUCAAACAAGCUAAAGUGGUUGGAUUGUUUUCUGGAGGUCUCUAUGCAGCAUCGACCUUAUCUGUUAUUAUUGUUGUGAUAUAUGGAGCUAAUUUGACGAUCAAAGGGUUCAUGACUCCGGGAGCUCUGACAUCUUUCAUUCUUUAUAGUUUAACAGUGGGAACCUCUGUAUCUGGGUUGUCGGGAUUAUACACUGUGGCCAUGAAAGCUGCUGGAGCUAGCAGGCGAGUUUUUCAGCUCCUGGAUCGUGUAUCAACAAUGACAAAUUCAGGAAAUAAGUGUCCUAUUGGUGAUCAAGAUGGAGAAGUUGAGUUGGACGAUGUCUGGUUUGCAUAUCCUUCCCGCCCUAAUCACACUGUGCUGAAGGGAAUAACAUUGAGAUUGCAGCCUGGCUCAAAAGUAGCUCUCGUUGGUCCAAGUGGCGGUGGAAAAACCACCAUAGCAAACCUGAUUGAAAGAUUCUAUGAUCCUAAUAAAGGCCAGAUUCUGAUAAAUGGGGUUCCUCUGGCAGAGAUAUCCCAUGAACAUUUGCACAAAAGGAUCAGUAUUGUCAGCCAGGAGCCUAUUCUUUUCAACUGCUCCAUAGAGGAGAAUAUAGCCUACGGUUUAGAUGGCAAAGUUGAUAGCAUUGAUGUAGAAAAUGCUGCUAAAAUGGCCAAUGCACACGAUUUCAUAUCAAACUUCCCUGAAAAGUAUAAAACCCAUGUUGGAGAACGUGGAGUAAGGCUGUCGGGUGGUCAGAAACAAAGAGUAGCUAUAGCAAGAGCUCUUCUUAUGAAUCCAAGAAUUCUCCUUUUGGAUGAAGCCACAAGUGCUCUAGAUGCUGAAAGUGAACACUUAGUACAGGAUGCAAUGGAUUCUUUGAUGAAAGGCAGGACCGUGCUCGUCAUUGCGCAUAGGCUAUCCACCGUUAAGACAGCAGACACGGUGGCCGUUGUUUCUGGUGGUCAGAUUGUUGAAAGCGGAACACACGAAGAGCUCCUUAGCAGGGAUGGUGUCUACACUGCACUAGUGAGGAGGCAACUGCAAGAUACGAAAACAACAUAAGGCACAACAUGAUUUCAUUUACAUGACAGAAAUUAGUUUUGCUUCAAUGACCGAUGGAAAGCUCAUACUCUUUUCUUCCUACCACAAACUCAGAAAGCUACUGUUUUAUUUAGUUCAGAGUUGUCCUUUGAUAAAAGAUGUUUGUGCCUUACAUUUUUAGUGUUUACUAAUGUUGAAGAAUUUUUUAUGCGCGCAACGUUGGAGUUUCUUUUAUUUUUAGUUCAACAAUUUCACUUUUUGAUCGAA
Cucurbita maxima (winter squash) is the source of this 2453-nucleotide messenger RNA. RefSeq names its product ABC transporter B family member 25-like. Lineage: Eukaryota; Viridiplantae; Streptophyta; Magnoliopsida; Cucurbitales; Cucurbitaceae. Gene Ontology annotation, biological process: transmembrane transport. Bases 318 to 2207 code for a protein of 629 amino acids. Gene Ontology annotation, cellular component: membrane. Gene Ontology annotation, molecular function: ABC-type oligopeptide transporter activity; ATP hydrolysis activity; ATP binding. The transcript is spliced from 17 exons. The record is from RefSeq and is a predicted model, not a curated record.